AUGCACAUUUUCUGCAAUCUAAAGGAAGGAAUCCACAGCAGCAGUAAUAAUAUUCACCAACAAUACUGGAAGACGAAAGUGAGCCAUCGAGAUCAAGACAACAACAACAAGACACCCUUGGACGCCUUUCUGGAAACUGUGAAACAACCCCAAAACCCAUCAACAUUAAAAUCCAACAACAACUUCACGUGUCAACUACGCAAAUACCCCCCCACUCGCUAUUACAACACCACAAGAACGGACAACCCUCCUUCGUUUUUGAAAGACUCGGACUAUAUCUUUGGAAAAUGGCCCCACAUGUUGCUGUUACCAACAACAACACAACCCUCCAUAAAAAUCUGCAUUGACCAGACGGAAUGGUGGCCCAAACCCAAACAGAAGCAACAUUCCGAUGGCACCAAUCCCAGUAUCUUAUCUAUACACCGUCUCUGGAACGAUGCACCCCUCGUGGCAGCCACCAUCUUGUACCAUUAUCCCGAAACAAGCUAUGUCGUGGCGGUGGUCAACAAGGUAUUCUUGCAGUGUGUCUAUGACAAAAUCCCCACGAGUUGGAAAGCCGACUACAACAAUAAACGUUCCCUCAUUUUGUUACUCGACGAACGCAUGACGACGAUUGCACAAGCGACUCUUCGCGUCUUGGUCGACGAUCGCGACUGGGGACGCAAAGGAUUUCGAAUCCACAAACUUAAUAAUCGCAAACAGCAAGAUCCCACACGAGAAGAAAUCAUUACCAUUCUCGAUGACCCACGACUCUUUGUCUAUCAAGGACACGUCUAUAUUAGCUUUAUCAGUCACGAUUGGGCAUGGGAGGAUCAGUAUAUCAGUCCCAUUCAUUUCGAUUUUUUUCUGGGCAGCACUUUUUAUUUUGGAACCACCAUUAGGGCAUCGGAGAUUGUCACGUUGGGAAAGGGAAGGAAUCAAGCGCUCUUGUACGAUUCACCAGACGUUUCCUAUACUAGUACACCCGAACAACAACCACAACAACAACAACAAGCCAAGAAGCCUCAUUUGUUUACAGUAUCCUGGGUAGAUCCAGUCACAGUGAUCCCUGUGGGUGAUGUCCACCUACCCAAACAAAAACGACGACGACGCCUCUUGGAACUCAACAACAAGAAGAAGAAACGCAAAGACCCCCAAGCCCAUGGAACCAAUGGCCUGAUGGUCCGGUUGCCGACUACGACCCAAAACCAAAACGAACCACCCCAGUACUUGGGUGUGGCACACUUUCACCGUCCCAGAAGUACAGAGCCCAGCAUAUUUGCUUGGUUUGGUCAUCACUAUACACACUUUUUCUACACCAUUCAGCGGCGGAAACCAAGCAACAACAACAACGGUACGGCCGAGUUUCAAUUGACGGCCUUGUCCGCCGAGUUUGUCUUGCCAUCCGUCGACAGCCAUGGCAGGGCUCCUCAGGAUGUCGGAUGGGACCCCAAUGCUCACAUUGUGCAAUUCAUUUCGGGGAUGGAGUUAUUGCACAGGCGCAGCAGCAUGGAAGAGCCAGAACAAGAACAACUCAUCAUGGCCUAUGGGAUCAAUGACUGCGAAUCCGCCAUUACGACAAUCCCUUUGCAACAAGUCAAAGACAUGUUGGUUCCCGUUGUGGAAGUUGGCAAGGAAAUACAAGACUUUUUGAAACCAUUGGAAUGA
Messenger RNA from Seminavis robusta, 1647 nucleotides. Lineage: Eukaryota; Bacillariophyta; Bacillariophyceae; Naviculales; Naviculaceae. The record is from the annotation of a GenBank genome assembly.